Molecule: messenger RNA, 1308 nt
Organism: Didymella exigua CBS 183.55
Lineage: Eukaryota; Fungi; Ascomycota; Dothideomycetes; Pleosporales; Didymellaceae
Product: RIO1-domain-containing protein
Exons: 2
Coding region: 1-1308 (435 amino acids)
Biological process (GO): maturation of SSU-rRNA; protein phosphorylation
Cellular component (GO): preribosome, small subunit precursor; cytosol; nucleus
Molecular function (GO): protein serine/threonine kinase activity; ATP binding
Source: RefSeq, a predicted model, not a curated record
AUGAAGCUGAACGUCAAGAACAUCCGCUACCUCACCCCGGAGGACUGGCGCGUCCUUACAGCGACAGAAAUGGGCACGCGCAACCACGAAGUCGUACCCACGUCGCUGAUCUCCUCGAUCUCCGGGUCCGGCAUAGGCGUGCACAAGUCCAUCUCGAACCUUGCAAAAAUCGGACUCAUCGCCAAAACCAAAAACGCAAAAUAUGACGGCUACCGGCUGACCUACGGCGGCCUGGACUACCUGGCGCUGCACACACACACGAAGUCCUCGACAGUCUUCAGUGUCGGAAACCAAAUCGGCGUCGGCAAGGAGAGCGACAUCUUCGUCUGCGCGAACGCAGAAGGGCGGCAGCUGGUCCUCAAGAUCCACCGUCUGGGCCGCAUAUCGUUCCGCACCGUCAAGGCGAACCGCGAUUACCUGCGCAAUCGCCAGGGCGGGAGCUGGAUGUACAUGAGUCGGCUGGCGGCGAUCAAGGAGUUCGAGUUCAUGAAAGCGCUGCGGCGCGAGGGGUUCCCUGUGCCCGAGCCCGUGGGACAGAACCGGCACACCGUGAUCAUGGGGCUGAUCGAUGCGUUUCCCAUGCGCACGAUUUCGAAAGUCGGCGAUCCCGCGACGCUGUACAGCGAGUUACUCGACUUCAUCGUGCGGUUUGCACAGCACGGAUUGAUUCACGGCGACUUCAACGAGUUCAACAUCCUGAUCGAAGAGAAAUUCGACGAGGAUGGGGAGCGCGUACAGCUCAUUCCCACGAUCAUCGAUUUCCCGCAGAUGGUGUCAAUCGACCAUGCGAACGCCGAGUUCUACUUCGACCGCGAUGUGGCAUGCAUCAAGCGCUUCUUCGACCGCCGCUUUGGCUUCACGAGCGACGAGCCAGGGCCGUUCUUCAAAGACGCCAUCCAAAAUCUGGUCAAGAGGCUAGAUGUCGAGGUGGAGGCUUCAGGGUUUAGCAAGAAGAUGGCCAAGGAGUUGGACGUGUACAUGAAGGAGCACGGUAUCGACGGCGAUGCUGGAGGUGCUGACGUGGAUUGCGAGGAUAAUGAUGACGUCGAGGACGAAGAAGCAGCAGACCUGGACAGCGGAGAGGAGGCUGGCGGCGUCUCUCUGGAAGGUGACGACGUCAAAGAGAGUGUGCCUACUGCAGAGGACACACCGUCAGAAAUCCAAAAGCCUAGCACUCUUGCAUCGCAGAUGACACUGCUCGACGUUCGAGACAACGAUCCCCUGCCGGAUCUGAGCGAGUGUAAGCCACGCCCGCAGUCGACUAUGACUACCAAAGCUGCAAAGAAGAAGGCCGGGUGGGCCAUAUAG